AUGCGUACAAGCUGGGCUACUUGGACUACAAAUGGAAAUGAUCUCUUCUAUGCCAUUGGAGAUGAAGACAUCGAGAUGCUCUGUUCUGACUUGCCCCAUAUGCAAAGUGAGCAGGUUAAUGCCGUGGACAUAGAAGGAGCUGAAGAGCAGGUGGUUGAAAAGACGGUAGCUGAAGAGGAUAAAACAGAUGAGGAUGCAGCAGAUGAGGUAGUGGCAGACAUCACGGAUCAAGCAGGUGGAGCUGUUGAGAAUGUGGCUGAUCAGGCGGAUGCCGAAGAGGCUGUAGACCAGGGAUCUCCUGCUGGCAUCUUAGAGUAG
Messenger RNA from Prunus armeniaca (apricot), 318 nucleotides. NCBI's taxonomy places the organism in Eukaryota, Viridiplantae, Streptophyta, Magnoliopsida, Rosales, Rosaceae. The record is from the annotation of a GenBank genome assembly.